CUCUCAUUAAAAUUCAAUAUGAAAAGAAAAGAAAAGCUUACAAAAUGUACAUAAUAUCACAUCAGAUGCAUAAUUGAAUCACGGCAUACAGGAAUUCAAUUACAAGACCUAUAGAGUUAUAAUAUAUCGUAUAUGUAGACGCAUACUGGGAAAAAAAGAAAAACACAUUGAUGUUUAUUACGGCAGUUGCCUUAUACUAACUAAUAAUACAAACAACUUCUUUUGAAACUUUUUCUUUUUGUUUUUAGAGGUAAUAUCUGCCACUGCGUGAUCUUACAAUACGUGUGUGUAUGUCUUGUUAUUCCGCAGAAGAAACUUUCAACCUUUUGUGAGAGGAGUAAAGAGCUAACGAAGUCACGAUGCCUGUGUGUAACGUAAGGGAUUCUUCCGGGGACACUAUGGAAUUGUAUGUGAUGGAGUCCAAACCCCAGUACUUUGCCGUGUCUGCUUUUGAUCAUGACUGGGUCGACAAUAUACCGAACUAUCCUCUCCGUGAUGAUGACGUGAUGCUGUGCUCGUACACCAAGUCUGGCUGCCACUGGGUGUGGGAGAUGGGCAGACUUCUGCUGGACGGGCGGACCAAGGUGGUGGGCACAGAGAAGGAAGCUUCCAUGUUGGAGGCCAAUCGUUUGUUAGCGGACAUAGAAGAAGCACCUACGCCCAGGAUCCUGAAUACUCAUAUGUCUGGCUGCCACUGGGUGUGGGAGAUGGGCAGACUUCUGCUGGACGGGCGGACCAAGGUGGUGGGCACAGAGAAGGAAGCUUCCAUGUUGGAGGCCAAUCGUUUGUUAGCGGACAUAGAAGAUGCCCCCUCGCCCCGAAUCUUGAAUACUCAUAUGGAGAACACAUUAGCAGAAGUGAAGCGACUGUCCAAGUUCCUGGGCAAGGACUAUGACGACGAGUUCCUCCAGGCAGUCAUCAAAGCCGCCAGUUUUGACAACAUGAAGAAGGAGAAGAAGCAGACUUUUACUGACAACCAAGGGACCAUCAUGUUUAGAAAAGGUAAAGUCGGAGACUGGAAAAACAACUUCACAGUGGCUCAGAGCGAAUGGUUCGACCACAUCACCAGGAGCAGGAUGUUGGGUUCCAAACUGUUCAAGUUCAGAUAUGACCUCUGA
Aplysia californica (California sea hare) is the source of this 1118-nucleotide messenger RNA. RefSeq names its product sulfotransferase family cytosolic 1B member 1. The transcript has 5 exons. NCBI's taxonomy places the organism in Eukaryota, Metazoa, Mollusca, Gastropoda, Aplysiida, Aplysiidae. The record is from RefSeq and is a predicted model, not a curated record. Bases 360 to 1118 code for a protein of 252 amino acids. Gene Ontology annotation, biological process: sulfation. Gene Ontology annotation, molecular function: sulfotransferase activity. Gene Ontology annotation, cellular component: cytoplasm.